AUGGAUUUGCCAAAAACAUAUCUCGAAGGAUUUCAUUAUUUAAACGAUGUAAAAAAGUUACAAUAUAAUAAUCUGGGUAAAACUGGACUUAAAGUUUCGAAAAUAGGAUUCGGUGGUGGAUGUUACGGUUUACAAUAUGGGGAAUUCGAUGUUGAAACUGCACAAGAGUCAGUAAUGGAAGCAUUAAAAAAGGGUAUUAAUUAUAUAGACACGGCACCGUACUACGGCGAGGGUAAAUCAGAAGAAAUAUUAGGACAGGUAUUGAAAAACGUACCUAGAAGUGUUUAUUACAUAGGAACAAAAGUCGGAAGGUAUAGUUCUGAUCCUGUAAAUGGUUUUAAUUUUAGUAGAGAGUCAACAAUAGCAAGCGUAGAGAAUAGUUUAAAAAGACUUGGAUUGUCAUAUAUCGAUUUGAUACAAGUACACGAUGUAGAAUUUGCUCCUUCUGUCGAUGUGAUCAUUAAUGAAACCUUACCGGCUUUACAAGAAAUUGUAGAAGGUAAAAAAGCAAGAUUUAUUGGAAUUACUGGUUACCCCCUUGAUAAAAUUCUGGAAAUUGUUGAAAAAAGUAAAAUUAAAAUCGAUUCCGUUUUAACUUAUUCAAGAUUGACAUUAAUGGAUGAUUCAUUAAGGGAUUAUUAUUCCAAAUUUAAAGAAAAAGAAGUCGGUAUAAUUCAUGCAUCUCCAACUGCUCUUGGACUUUUAACAAACAGAGGAUCAUGGCCUUGGCAUCCGGGAAAUUUCCUUCAUUGUGAUUUAUGCCUAAAAGCGAGUCAAUAUUGCAAAGAACGAAAUGUUGAAUUGGGAAAUUUGGCGGUUAAUUUUACAUUAACACAACCGGAAGUUGAUGUUCAUUUGAUUGGUAUGCCAACUAAAAAUUACGUCGAUAACAAUUUGAAAAUAUUAAUUAACGGUUUAUCGGAUUAUGAACUUGAGGUGACAAGAGAAAUUAACGAAAGUCGAACAAUAUAA
This is a messenger RNA of Pediculus humanus corporis (human body louse), 972 nucleotides long. Its product is annotated as aldo-keto reductase, putative. The record is from RefSeq and is a predicted model, not a curated record. Gene Ontology annotation, molecular function: L-galactose dehydrogenase activity. Bases 1 to 972 code for a protein of 323 amino acids. The transcript has 6 exons. Lineage: Eukaryota; Metazoa; Arthropoda; Insecta; Psocodea; Pediculidae. Gene Ontology annotation, cellular component: cytosol.